AUUUCAGGUGAAGUAUCCUGAUUGUGUGUGUUUGUGCACUUUCAGCACACUUUUUUUUAAAUUCUGAGUCUCAUGACUUACCUUGUUAGUGGCACAGUGGUAUGUCCCUCCCAUUCCUCAGCCUCUUGUCCUCCCUCCCUCCCUGGCUCUGCCUCCCUCCCUCCCGCUGCUGCUCACUCACUGCCAGCAGCCUAGUCCGAAGCUGGAGUUAUACAGAAAGAAGAAUCUGAAGAAAUACUUCUUACAUUCCUAGCCCAGGAUGCAAGCAUUCAGGCACAUACUUGGAUAAACAAAGGAGCAGUAUCCCAAACUUACAAUCUGCACUUCUCAGGAGACAUCCGAUAGCCCAAAGGAACUGGACCAGAACAGGGAAUAUUAGGAACACAACAUGUUGCUGCUGGGGAUGUUCACUUGGAGUCUAACUUUCCCCUCAUUGAUCGCUCAAGGAAUAUUAGAAAAUGCAAAAGAAGCAGAAGAGAGAACAGUUCCUGUCAAAAGAAAUGAACCCAGAGACAGCACUGAAGUUGCACUCACACAGUUCAGCCAAGAGCCAGUCGAUCAGACAGUAGUAUCUGGUCAGAAGGUGACCCUUUCCUGUGUUGUCUUUAAUUACACUGGAAUUGUGCAGUGGACAAAGGAUGGUCUUGCAUUAGGUACAGACCGGAACCUAAAAGCCUGGCCCCGUUAUCGGAUAGUUGGGAACACAGAUCUGGGACAGCACAACCUGGAAAUCGAUAAUGCAGAGCUGUCAGAUGAUGCCAUCUUUGAAUGUCAAGCUACAGAGGCAGUCCUACGUUCCAAAAGGGCAAAAAUUACCGUACUCAUCCCUCCAGAUGAACCUGUAAUAAGUGGAGGCCCUGAAAUCCUCCUGAGAGCUGGGACACCUUACAACUUAACUUGCACUGCUAAAGGGGCAAAACCAGCAGCAUCGAUCAUAUGGUACCGUGAUGGUGUGGAGCAGGAAGGAGCACUCUCCACUACUGAAAUAAUGCAGGAUGGAAAGCGGGAAACGACCACCAGCUUACUGCUCAUUACCCCAACAGAUGUCGAUAUCGGACGAUCUUUUACCUGCAAAACUAGCAAUGAUGCACUUCCUGGUGGCAAGGAGACUUCUAUCAAACUGAAUGUUCACCACCCACCAACAGUUACCCUGUCUAUCCACCCACAGACGGUGCUAGAAGGAGAAAGGGUCGUGUUCACCUGCACAGCAGUGGCCAACCCAGCGAUACAAGGAUUCAGGUGGGCAAAAGGUGGUGUGAUGUUGGAAGGUGCCACAGAAGGUUCAUAUGAAACAAUAGUGGAUUACUCCUACUUCACCGAGCCUGUCUCCUGUGAGGUGCACAACGCUGUGGGUAGCACCAAUGUCAGCACCCUCGUUGAUGUUCAGUUUGGACCUCGAAUUGUAGUAGAACCUAAACCAGCAACAGUGGACAUGGGAUCAGAUGUGUCUAUAACAUGUAUGUGGACCGGUAACCCUCCUUUAACCCUUACUUGGGCCAAGAAAGGAUCUAAUAUGGUACUCAGUAACAGUAAUCAGCUACACCUGAAAUCAGUCACUCAGGUGGAUAGUGGAAUCUACGUUUGCAGAGCCAUAGUGCCGCGGAUCGGUGUGGGUGAGAGGGAAGUACUACUCUCUGUCAAUGGUCCGCCAAUCAUCUCCAGUGAUGCUGUGCAAUAUGCUGUCAGAGGUGACCGUGGGAAGGUAGAAUGUUUCAUUGGAAGUACACCGACUCCCGACCGCAUUGCUUGGGCAUGGAAGGAAAAUAUCCUGGAGAUAGGAACACUGGAGCGCUACACAGUGGAGAGAGCAGAUACAAAAAAUGGCGUCAAAUCCACACUAACAAUUAACAAUGUUAUAGAGUCUGAUUUUCAAACACGCUACAACUGUACGGCUUGGAAUAGCUUUGGACCUGGGACAGCUAUCAUUCAGCUAGAUGAGCUAGAAGUCGUGCCUGUGGGGAUCAUCGCUGGAGCUACUAUUGGUGCUGGCAUCCUCCUUAUCUUCUGUUUAGCAGCACUGAUCUUUUUUCUUUACCGAAGGCGUAAAGGAAGCCGGAAGGAUGUGACUCUGGGAAAACUAGAUAUUAAAGUAGAGACUGUGAACAAGGACCCCUUGACUCUUCAUAAGGAUUUAGAUGAAGACAGUGUCAGUGUUUCAACAGCAACACGCAUGAUGAAAGCUAUGUACUCGGCCUUUAAGGAUGCUGAAGACAUGAAGACAGAUCUACGUUCUGAUACCCUUGACACUCGUGAGGAGUAUGAGUUAACGGACCCCACAAAUGGAUAUUAUAAUGUUCGUGGGCAAGAGGAUAGGCCUGCCUCCCGCAGUAUGCUGUAUGCAGACUACCGAACUACAACUUCUAACCGCUAUGACCCUAGGCCACCUUCACGCAUCUCCCAUAAUAGUGCCUAUGCACAGCUUAGUACUUACAGCCGAGCCCCAACCUCCGAAUACAGUGCAGAACCUCCUGCAGAUUCCACCAGCCAGCUCUCCUACGACAAGUAUGAAAAAUUUGGGCCUCAUGCUUACCCCACUGCCUCUACCAACUAUGCCCCCUACAGGCUGGGUUAUAAUCAGCCCUCAAACUUGGAACGUCCUGCUGCCUAUGACACCUAUGAUCCUGUUGGAAAAUAUGCCACUGCCACACGUUUCUCUUACUCCUCCCAGCACUCAGAUUAUGGGCAACGUUUUCAGCAGCGAAUGCAGACUCAUGUCUGAUAUGAAGAAUUUGGGAAAAAUGGGCCACAGGCUGCAAGGCAAAAAGUGGAAAGUGGACAGGUGUGUCUGCGGUGACGAGUCUUACUUAUUUUGGGGUUUGUGCAACAGAAGUAUUUUAUAAAAUCGUCUAAAAGAAGAAAUCAAUGAACGCCAUUUGAAAGGAGUUGAAAAUGUCUAGUAUGAGAAAAGGGGGCUGCGUAGCACAAAUUUUCCAAGAUCAAAUGGUCUUAAGAGGUCAAAAAGACACCACGGGCUUCAACCAUAGCACUGAUUUGCCAUUGUGCAGCAUAAAGUUUUCACUUUUAUUGUGGCACUCCCAUGGAACUAAUCAGAAGUGUUGUUCUUCUAGAGUGCCUUGUAACUGUUCAGCCAAUCAGUAUUCAUUCCACACCCACAAUGGGAGGUGCUUGACUUUAGUUUUUAACAAGUCUGUAAAAUGAAACAGAGGCCAUAUUUUAUACACAUCAGUGUCUACAUGUAAUGUAUAUAUAUUUAAACUUUAGAAGGAAGGUACAUUUUUGUGCAUUUGAUUAGGGGGAGCUAAGGUUUUACCCUAGUGCAUCUCCUUAUUUUCAUUUGUUUGUCUCUGAGCAUGUGAAAUUACACCAUCAUCAUCAUCAGGGACCCCAGUCUUCCCCUGUGUCUGUUACAGACUACCUGAAAAAGGGAGAGUAACAAUACUUGUCAAAACAUGGUGGGACGGCAUGUGACAUUAUUAGUGACAUGACAUUAUCAUGAGAACACUCAACAGUGUGCGUGUAUGUAUGAGUGUGUGUGUUUAUGUGCUUGUGCUUGCACACAUGUAUACAUGGAUCUAAAGAAAUGUGGAGGCCAGCAAGAACAAUAUUAUGAAAGACUCAUACAUAAUAUUAUUGGAGAUCCCCCUAUUCCAGAAGUUUGUGUGUGCAUGAGUGUGCAUCUAUAUAUACAUGGAUCUAAAGAGAAACAAGAGCCGAAAAGUACAAUCUCAUAACAAAAUCAUACAUGCUAAUCAUACAUGCUAUCAUUGGAGAUCCCUGUCUUCUAGAAGUUUGUGUGUGAGUGUGUGUGUGUGUGUGUGUGUGUGU
This is a messenger RNA of Protopterus annectens (West African lungfish), 3786 nucleotides long. RefSeq names its product kirre like nephrin family adhesion molecule 1 (gene KIRREL1). Lineage: Eukaryota; Metazoa; Chordata; Ceratodontiformes; Protopteridae. The record is from RefSeq and is a predicted model, not a curated record. Gene Ontology annotation, biological process: cell-cell adhesion. The coding region runs from base 389 to 2719 and encodes 776 amino acids. The transcript has 16 exons. Gene Ontology annotation, molecular function: cell adhesion molecule binding. Gene Ontology annotation, cellular component: cell-cell junction.